CUAAUAACCCAAUUGCUAAUUCCACUUUUCUAGAAGUCCCAUCAGUGCCAGCUUGCUUUCUCCUUCUCUAUCUGAAACCCCACUCACUCUGGACACUGUUCUUUUAACUCUCUCGCUCUGUUCCAAUUGUUUUGGUUUAUAAAUCUUUUUUCCAUCAUCAUCCUACCCUUUGCUAGUGCUGCUGCAUAUACUUCAUCCUACCCCUACCUGUUCUGGUUCUCAUGCGACGUAGUUUGGAACUUUGACUUCAAAUGGCAUAAAGAAAUAAAACAAGGAGUGCUCAUUCUUUUAAGAAGAAGAAGAAAGAAGAAGAGAAGAGAAAAAAAAUAGAAUGUCAAAUUAUUCAUUCUUGAAUGAUCAGUUAUCAAAACGAACAUCAAUCUUUGGUCUACGUUUAUGGGUAGUUCUUGGUAUAUGUGUAGGAGCAGCUAUAGUUCUUGUUCUUUUUAUUAUUUCCGUUUGGUUCACUUCAAGACGAAGCAAAACUAACAAGAACUCUACUUCACACUCAACAAAAUUCAGGUCUUAUCUCUAUAACAACAACCACAACCACAAUCCGACAAUCCCAAAUGUCUCCAAAGAAAUUCAAGAAAUUCGACUUGACCCGAAUCCUAACCCGAAAGCGCUUAGUCCUGAUCCAGUACCCGAAUCAGAGCCAGUUCUGCUUGAAGAGGAGACUAGUCCUGUUGGUGGGAGAAAUAGAAUUCAUAUUGAAAUUGGGAAGGACCAUAGAAUUUCUUACCCGGAGCGGGCUGGCGGGUCGGGUAAUGGAAGUGGAGAGACACGGUCCAGCCCUCGUUCUGGUGAUCAGGCUGGUGGUGCGAUUGUUGUGCCAGAGGUUUCACAUUUGGGGUGGGGACAUUGGUAUACUCUUAGGGAACUUGAGGUGUCUACUAAUUGUUUCGCUGAUGAGAAUGUGAUUGGUGAAGGUGGGUAUGGGAUUGUGUACCGUGGUAUUUUGGAUGAUAAUACUAAUGUUGCUGUCAAAAAUUUGCUUAACAACAGGGGACAAGCUGAGAAGGAGUUUAAGGUAGAAGUAGAAGCAAUUGGUCGUGUACGGCAUAAGAAUUUGGUCAGGUUGCUUGGUUAUUGUGCUGAAGGAGCUCAUAGGAUGCUUGUUUAUGAGUAUGUUGAUAAUGGAAACUUAGAGCAGUGGCUCCAUGGCGAUGUUGGGCCUUGCAGCCCUCUUACAUGGGAAAUUCGUAUGAAUAUUAUACUCGGAACAGCAAAAGGGUUGACAUACCUGCAUGAAGGGCUUGAGCCUAAGGUUGUUCAUCGUGAUAUCAAAUCAAGCAACAUUUUACUGGAUAGGCAGUGGAAUGCUAAAGUAUCUGACUUUGGCCUUGCAAAACUCUUGGGCUCAGAGCGGAGUUAUGUGACUACCCGUGUAAUGGGGACAUUCGGAUAUGUAGCUCCUGAAUAUGCAAGUACAGGCAUGCUUAAUGAAAGAAGUGAUGUAUAUAGCUUUGGGAUUCUUCUUAUGGAAAUCAUCUCUGGAAGAAACCCAGUUGAUUAUAGCCGUCCUCCUGGAGAGGUAAAUCUUGUUGAAUGGCUCAAGACAAUGGUUACAAAUAGGAAUGCUGAGGGAGUUUUGGAUCCGCGGUUGCCGGAGAAGCCUUCUUCAAGGGCACUCAAGCGUGCCCUUUUAGUAGCAUUACGCUGUGUUGAUCCAAAUGCGCAAAAGAGGCCAAAGAUGGGACAUGUGAUACAUAUGCUUGAAGCUGAUGAAUUCCCAUUCCGAGAUGACCGCAGAACUGGAAGGGAGCAUGUGCGUUCUAAUCGUGAGGGUAUGAAAACAGAUAAGCGUGUGAGUGAAUCAGGUGAUAGUAGUGGUUACGAAAGUGGUGCCCAAACCAAUAGAACAUUGUGGAGAAAGCAGGAGGGUGAAGAACAGUAAGUUGCCUUGCCAAUCUCAUGUACAAGACGAAUGGAUUCACCUUGUUUUGUUCAUAUUCUUCUCAUUCAGGACUGGCAUAUACAAACAUCACUCGCUGUACCUUUAUAUUUGGUCCAUAUUGUAUCAAGUUUGCAGUAUGUUGUAGAUUGUAAUUGAUGUCUCUAUCUGUAGUGCUGUUCUUUCCCUGAUGGGUCAUCUUAAAAGCAUAGAGUUAAUAAUGUGUAUGAUAUCUAAAUUUUGUUUGAUUUUACCCGGUGCUGUAGUUCAUUGACUGUAAAAUGCAUCUUGAAAUUUGUGAUAUUAAAAAUUUCCUGCUGA
Molecule: messenger RNA, 2215 nt
Organism: Ricinus communis (castor bean)
Lineage: Eukaryota; Viridiplantae; Streptophyta; Magnoliopsida; Malpighiales; Euphorbiaceae
Product: probable serine/threonine-protein kinase At1g01540
Exons: 7
Coding region: 332-1897 (521 amino acids)
Biological process (GO): protein phosphorylation
Molecular function (GO): protein kinase activity; ATP binding
Source: RefSeq, a predicted model, not a curated record